AGGAGGAAGGUCUGUUCAGAUCCAACCUGACGCGCAUUGACGUCCAGUGGCUCUUCAAGCUUCAUAUCAUGGACUCUGUCUUCCAGCUGCACCUGAAGGAGGUUUCCUGCGCGCUGUGCGCCGCCCUCCUCUUACUCUUCACGGUCACUUCUGCAGAGGAAGCCGCUCAUGUGAAAAACUCCCAGUGUCACAACUACGCGGGAGGACACGUCUAUCCUGGAGAGGCUUUCCGGGUCCCCGUGUCCGAUCACUCCCUGCACCUCAGCAAAGCCAAGAUUUCAAAGCCGGCGCCACAGUGGGAGGGAACUGCUGUCAUCAAUGGUGAAUUCAAGGAGCUGAAACUGUCUGACUACCGAGGGAAGUACCUUGUCUUCUUCUUCUAUCCUCUUGACUUCACGUUUGUUUGCCCCACUGAGAUCAUUGCAUUUAGUGAUCGUGUCCACGAGUUUCGUGCCAUAAACACUGAGGUGGUUGCCUGCUCCGUUGACUCCCAGUUCACCCACUUGGCAUGGAUCAAUACCCCAAGGAAGCAGGGUGGACUUGGACCAAUGAAAAUCCCCCUGUUGUCAGACCUCACUCAUCAGAUUUCUAAAGACUAUGGAGUCUACCUGGAGGACCAGGGACACACACUGAGGGGUCUCUUCAUCAUUGAUGAAAAAGGCGUCCUGAGGCAGAUAACCAUGAACGACCUUCCAGUGGGGAGGUCUGUGGAUGAGACUCUGCGACUGGUCCAGGCCUUCCAGUAUACUGACAAACACGGAGAAGUGUGUCCAGCAGGAUGGAAGCCAGGCAGUGACACAAUCAUUCCCGACCCUUCAGGAAAGCUCAAGUAUUUUGAUAAACUGAACUGACCUCCAUUCCAGUCUGUAAUAUCCACUGCAUACUGAAAGUACAAAUAAAAUGUGUUUUCCUAAAA
Molecule: messenger RNA, 916 nt
Organism: Larimichthys crocea (large yellow croaker)
Lineage: Eukaryota; Metazoa; Chordata; Actinopteri; Sciaenidae
Gene: prdx4
Product: peroxiredoxin 4
Biological process (GO): response to oxidative stress; hydrogen peroxide catabolic process; cell redox homeostasis
Cellular component (GO): endoplasmic reticulum; cytosol
Molecular function (GO): thioredoxin peroxidase activity
Source: RefSeq, marked provisional